This is a messenger RNA of Pollicipes pollicipes, 824 nucleotides long. RefSeq names its product deleted in malignant brain tumors 1 protein-like. Lineage: Eukaryota; Metazoa; Arthropoda; Thecostraca; Pollicipedomorpha; Pollicipedidae. The coding region runs from base 104 to 766 and encodes 220 amino acids. The transcript is spliced from 6 exons. Gene Ontology annotation, cellular component: membrane. The record is from RefSeq and is a predicted model, not a curated record.
CAGCAUAUGUGGUGCCAGUGGUACCUGUGAAUGCGAUGCAGGCUAUUUUAACUACCAGAAUACGCAAUGUCUCCCAGUGAAGGCACUGGGGGACCCGUGCACGAUGGACCACGAGUGCGGGGACGAGACCACCAAACACUGUCCGUCUGGAUCGUGCGCCUGCCGGCCCAACUAUGUCAGCGUGGAGGGCGUCUGCAAACCAGCCAAAAAUCUGGGCGAGGCCUGCACCGUCAACGAAGAGUGCACGAUGACAACUGCGAACAGCAUCUGUUCUGGUACUUGUACUUGCCCUGCAGCACACUGGGAGCAUAGCGGCACCUGCCGGCCUUCGGUGGCGUACGGGGGCAGUUGCACCUACGACCAGGACUGCAGCACCCACGACGCUCGCUUCGCGUGCUACAGCGGCACGUGCUCCGACUACGUCUGCUCGCCGGUGUCCGUUGGCGGUUAUGAGUACCGGCUGGCGGGCGGCACGAGCGCCUGCAUCACGGGCCGCGUGGAGCUGCGCUCUCCGGGCGGACAGUGGGGCCACGUGUGCGAUGACGGCUGGGAUGACGUAGACGCCGGCGUCUUCUGUCGAUCUCUCGGCUUCAACGCCGGCACGUUCGCCUGCUGCUCGACUCACGGCUACGGCGGCGUCCUCAAGUUCCACAUGGACGACGUGGCGUGUGGCGGCAGCGAGAACCACCUGAUGGCCUGUUCCUACGGCGGCUGGGACCAGCACAACUGCGGCUCCUCGGAGGUGAGCUCGGUCACAUGCUCCUAGACGGCCGGAGCGCCGGGCGACGUCUCGGCCGGUGCGGCCGUCAGCGGCGGGCCCAGCC